AUGGCGCAACAACCAGCCCAGAAGCCCGCGGCGCCGAAGGCAUCAAAGGUGCACUUCGCAACCCCGCUCGCCCAGUCCACGCGGUCCAGCAUCCUCGAGUGGCGCCUGCCCAGGCCGCACCACCAGUACGUCCUGACGGGCCGCUCCCGCGCGGCCUGGCACACGUCCUUUGUCGUGCCGCAGCUCAACCUGCUGCUCGACGCGGGCCUCGUGGUCAACAGCCUGCGCCCGAAGCACGUCUUCAUCACGCACGGGCACAACGACCACUGCCUGCUGAGCCCGGCCUUCGUCAAGCGCGAGGACCCGCCCGACGUCGUCUGCCCGGCCGAGAUGGCCGGCGUCUUCGACGCCUACAUCGCCGCGAACUCGGCGCUCAACCUCGGCGGCGCCGUGGACCUCGGCAGCCGCGCGCCGAGCCCCGAGGACGAGGACGAGGACGAGGACGGCGAGGACGGCGAGGACACCCCCGGCAGCGGUGGCUCCGCACCCUCCUCCGUCGCCGGCCCGGGCUACCUGCACACGCACGUCACCCACGGCGUGCGCCACGGCGACGUCGUGCCCCUCCGGCGCACCAAGAACAUCUCGGCUCAGGUCUUCGCCUGCGACCACUCCGUCCCCUCGGUCGGCUACGUCUUCCGCGCGACGACGCACCGCCUCCGGCCCGAGCACGCCUCCAAGACCGGCCCCGAGCUGAGAGCCCUCCGGCAGGCGGGCGAGGAGAUCACGGCGCCCGCGACGACGCCCUUCAUGGCCUUCCUCGGCGACGGGACGGCCGCGACGCUGGCCGCGGAGCCCGAGUGGCUGCGCGGCGGGAUCCCCGUCGUCAUCACCGAGUGCAGCUUCCUGCACGAGGAGCACCGCGCGCAGGCGGCCCGGACCAAGCACACGCUGUGGGCCGACCUCGAGCCCGUGGUGCGCAAGUUCCCGCGGACGACCUUUGUGCUCACCCACUUCAGCCUGCGGUACAGCGACCGCGUCGUGGCGAACUUCUUCAGGGACAUGGCCGACCCGCCUGCCAACAUUGUCAUCUGGGCAGACGGAGAGGCCGAGGAGGGAGCUGGAUGCAGGUAA
Thyridium curvatum is the source of this 1071-nucleotide messenger RNA. RefSeq lists its product as uncharacterized. The record is from RefSeq and is a predicted model, not a curated record. The transcript has a single exon. Bases 1 to 1071 code for a protein of 356 amino acids. Lineage: Eukaryota; Fungi; Ascomycota; Sordariomycetes; Thyridiales; Thyridiaceae.